GCAUGUGGGAUCUUCCUGGACCGGGGCACGAACCUGUGUCCGCUGCAUCGGCAGGCGGACUCUCAACAACUGCACCACCAAGGAAGCCCCUAUUUCACUUUUUAUGGUGAGAAAUAAACCCAGGAAGGGUAAGGAUUACACCACAAGUACAUGGUAGAGCCAAGAGCUGAGCCCUGGUUUCUUGACCCCCAGCUUCUGCAUGUUUUCUGCCAGAUGAUUCUGUGGUCCCCACACCUUGGUUUCUAACUACAGAUGCAAAAAGAAUAGAUGUGUAGAUGGAUAGUUAGAUAGAUGGAUACAUGGGCGUACCUCAGACCAAAUAAAUCAGAAUCUCUGAAAAUGAGGCCAGGUUUGGGAACUACUGCUGCACCCUGUGUUGGCAGAAGCAAACCUAAAUCCAGCCCACCAGCCCCAGCUUCGUCCAUCUCGCUUCACUGGUCCAGCAGAGCUGAGAGGCAACAAGAUGUAUCCUGGACUCUGACACAGGAGAAAGAAAGAGGACAGGGAUGACAGUUCCUUGGUAAUGUCCAGGGCUUCAGGAAGAGAUGUCUUUGUGGCUGGAGGCCCCUGUGCCUGAUGUUUCUCCUGACUGUGCAGUGGAGCUGUGGGAGCCAGAUGCACGAGAUGCAAGCAGCCAGCCUCUGGGAAGCAGCAGCUGUACCCUCAGGGAGGAAUCUAGCACACCCCAAUCCGCUGGGAGCACUUCACGGGUGGGGCUGGAGGCAACAGAGCCCACAGCCCUGCUCCCCGGGGUGGAGGCCCCUCCAGAGUCCACAGAGCUUCGUCCACAAAAGCGGAAAAAGGGGCCAGCCCCCAAAAUGCUGGGGAAUGAGCUGUGCAGUGUGUGUGGGGACAAGGCUUCCGGCUUCCACUACAACGUGCUGAGCUGCGAGGGCUGCAAGGGAUUCUUCCGCCGCAGUGUCAUCAAAGGGGCGCGCUACGUCUGCCACAGUGGGGGCCACUGCCCCAUGGACACCUACAUGCGUCGCAAGUGCCAGGAGUGCCGCCUUCGCAAAUGCCGCCAGGCCGGCAUGCGGGAGGAGUGUGUUCUGUCAGAAGAACAGAUCCGUCUGAAGAAACUGAAGCGGCAAGAGGAGGAACAGGCUCAGGCCACAUCCGUGCCCCCGAGGGCUUCCUCUCCGCCCCAAGUCCUGCCCCAGCUCAGCCCAGAGCAGCUGGGCAUGAUUGAGAAGCUGGUGGCUGCCCAGCAGCAGUGUAACAGACGUUCCUUCUCAGACCGGCUUCGAGUCACGCCUUGGCCCAUGGCACCAGAUCCCCAGAGUCGGGAGGCCCGUCAGCAACGCUUUGCCCACUUCACGGAGCUGGCCAUUGUCUCUGUGCAGGAGAUCGUUGAUUUUGCCAAACAGCUGCCGGGCUUCCUGCAGCUCAGCCGGGAGGACCAGAUCGCCCUCCUGAAGACCUCUGCAAUUGAGGUGAUGCUUCUGGAGACAUCUCGGAGGUACAACCCUGGAAGUGAGAGUAUUACCUUCCUCAAGGAUUUCAGUUAUAACCGGGAAGACUUUGCCAAAGCAGGGCUGCAGGUGGAGUUCAUCAACCCCAUCUUUGAGUUCUCCAGAGCCAUGAAUGAGCUGCAACUAAAUGAUGCUGAGUUUGCCUUGCUCAUUGCCAUCAGCAUCUUCUCUGCAGACCGGCCCAACGUGCAGGACCAGCUCCAGGUAGAGAGGCUGCAACACACAUAUGUGGAGGCCCUGCAUGCCUACGUCUCCAUCCACCACCCCCAUGACCGACUCAUGUUCCCACGGAUGCUAAUGAAACUGGUGAACCUCCGGACACUGAGCAGUGUCCAUUCAGAGCAAGUAUUUGCGCUGCGCCUGCAGGAUAAAAAGCUUCCCCCGCUGCUCUCUGAGAUCUGGGAUGUGCACGAGUGACCGAUCUUCCGCUGUAUCUUCUGUUUUCUGAGCUGGAUGGCUGAGGCUGGUGGCUGCCUCCUAGAGGUGGAACCGACUGAGAAGGACAAACAUUCCUGAGGGCUGGGCAAAGGAGAUCCUCAAGUGGCAUUAAAGGAGAGUCAAAGGGU
This is a messenger RNA of Aethalodelphis obliquidens (Pacific white-sided dolphin), 2038 nucleotides long. It is a transcript of the gene NR1H3, whose product is annotated as nuclear receptor subfamily 1 group H member 3. The record is from RefSeq and is a predicted model, not a curated record. Gene Ontology annotation, cellular component: RNA polymerase II transcription regulator complex. NCBI's taxonomy places the organism in Eukaryota, Metazoa, Chordata, Mammalia, Artiodactyla, Delphinidae. Gene Ontology annotation, molecular function: nuclear receptor activity; RNA polymerase II cis-regulatory region sequence-specific DNA binding; zinc ion binding. Gene Ontology annotation, biological process: negative regulation of inflammatory response; positive regulation of transcription by RNA polymerase II; lipid metabolic process. Bases 546 to 1889 code for a protein of 447 amino acids. The transcript has 11 exons.